Messenger RNA from Frankliniella occidentalis (western flower thrips), 505 nucleotides. RefSeq lists its product as uncharacterized. The record is from RefSeq and is a predicted model, not a curated record. NCBI's taxonomy places the organism in Eukaryota, Metazoa, Arthropoda, Insecta, Thysanoptera, Thripidae. Bases 5 to 319 code for a protein of 104 amino acids. The transcript has 3 exons.
AACCAUGAGGGCCUUCCUCAUUCUGGUGGCGGCGCUAUGCGCUGUGGUCGCUUGCAACGGCGAAGUACAGGGGCCACAUGGUCCUCCAGCCCCCAACCGCGCACCAAGGUCUUCUAAACCUCCACCGGCACCACCAGCACCUCGCCUAACUAGGUCUCCCCAGGGACCACCACCACCAGCACCACCACCAGGCCCUCGCCCACCAAGGUCUCCACAGGGACCACCUCCACCGGCACCAGUACCUCGCCCCCGCAGGUAUAUCCAUGGGCCACCCCAACCAGCUUCUCCACCUAACAACUAUUGGCUUUUGAAGCAAUAAUCACCGAUACGAAGAGGCCGCCUAAGGAAGCUGAGGUUUUAGCUUAGCUCUGCAUUCUGCGAUCAACCGAUCGAUGGGACUGUGUCGCCGUCUAGCUGUCGAGCCACGUUGAGCCUGAGCACCGCCCCUCCUGUGGCUUUUUUCCUGAUUUGAGUAAACUUAAGCGGAAUACAAACGUUAAAAGUU